CCGCGGUCGCGGUCGCCCGGAUCCGGAUAAUGCGAUGCGCGAUCGGAGACGCGGCGUGACGCGGUGAGACGAGCCGAGGAGAAGCGAGCGCGAACGAACAGAAGCGAACGGAAGCGAGAGAACGGUGGUAGUAGCGUGGAGAGACGCGGCGGUAAGAGGCGUUGCGGUGAAGCGAUAGUUUGUUCCGUCUCGUGUACAGUGUCCCGUGUCCCGAGUCCCAUGUGUUUCGACCACGCCGCCUUCGGUCUCCAGUUCCAGUCUCGCGACGGAGAUCGCGGCUGUCGCGCUCGUGGUUCGAACGGCGGAUCGACGGCUCGCGUUCACGGAUCGGCGAUCGCGCGGUCUCGGUGACCCCGACGACACCGACGCGACCGUGCAUCGGAACCGAUCGAUGGAGGACCGGACGAAGACACCGACUCGAGAAAAAAACGCGAGAGGCACCGCUCCGUCGCCGUUGGAUUCGGUAGAGACGGACGAUCGUUCGCGGCUGUCGGCGCUGCGAGCACGAUAAAUUCGUAGGAACGACGAUAACGGGAAAGAAAAAAGGCGAGCUCGUCGAAGCGCGGCUGGAUUCGAGUAACUUCGAGUGACGUAAGUCGAGCCCGAGUUGCGGACGCGUCGGUUUUCCAUCGUCCAAUGGUUGUCUCGGUUCGCGUCGCGCGCGGGAGUUCGAGCGAAUCGAGCAACGCGUUGCUGCCGUUUGCUGCAGUCGCUGCACCCGAGCCGCGAUCGCGAUCGCGAUCGCGAUCGAUCGCCGAGAUCGAGACGAGAUCGGAACCGAGUCCGCGUCUCUCUCUCUCUCUCUCUCUCUCUCUCUCGCUCGUUCUUUCUCCUUUUCUCGCGCGAGCCAGCUUCUCGCGUCGGACGCGAAACAUGGAUACGAGAUCGCGUACAGUUUUGCCCGAGCCUGCAAUUACGCGAGUUUAUCGCGCAGCCUCGACACGAACAACGGCAGCAGGGUGUUGUCGUCGAUAGCAGCUGUACGCGCGUGAAACGUUCGGGCUUUCGGACCGCUGCGUCGAAUCGCCUCCCGACCUCGGCGACACUCGUAUUUGAUCCGAAACAAUUGACUUUCGCCGCCUACGUUGACCGGUUCGUGCCUCGGCCGAUAGAACGACGCGGCGAGUCCGUCUCGCUCGCGCCUCGUUCCUCGCGGCGGUGCUCUCCGCGGACCGCGCGUCGCGUCGCGUCGCAUCGUCGGAUAGCCGAACGCGGCACCGGUGCGGAAGAGAAAAGUGCGAACGAGUGCGGAGACGCGAGACGCCUUGGCUGGAACCGGAGGGCGAUCGCGAGCUUUCCUUCGACGAUCGUCGCAUCGGUUUCAUCGGCGAACGUCCGACGCGAACCGUCGACAUGGUGGGGAGUUUGACGUUCGUCGCCGCGACCAGAUUCGAGGAUGAUUCUCGAGAUUGCGCGAAGAACAUUUCGGAUCGCCUGUCGCCCGGAUGUCGCGAUCCUCGGGUGCAAAAGCUACCGUGGGAACGAACGGUGAUCGACGACGUGUCGACGAAUUUAACGAUGCCGGCGACCGCCGCAGCGUCCGCAACGGCAACGGCAACGACAGCAGAAACAGCACCAGCUACCGCGACCGCGACCGCUACCGCGAUCGCAACCUCGGGCUCGAACUCGGACUCGAACACGAACACGACGACGAUCGCACCAUCGCUGACGACGACAUCGAUGACAUCGAUGACGCGCGAUCGCGAACCCGAUGCAGCGACCGACGAGCGAAGAAUCUACAGCGAUUGGUUCCUCGCGAGCUGCGCGGAACUCGCGAGUUGCAACGAUUUGACGCGGGACAGAGGAAUCGGCACAGCGACAACCUGGUUCUUUCAGGUUCGUCGGCGUUGUUCAAACAUUUGCAAUUGGUUGCCGAAGGUGUGCUCGUGCACGGAGAACGGCGUAGCGAUUCCUUGGUUGUCCGGUCGGCCGAUGAGACGAGUCGGAAGUUACGAGCGUUUCGGAUCCAGAGGCAGCGACGUCUUCGAAUUUGGUCGGACCGCGUCGGCGGCGACGGUGGCCAGAGUCGAGGAACGCGCCAACGGCGAGCACGGUGGACGUUCCCGCGACGAUCAUUUCGGCAACGAUCAAGUGUUGGAGUUGCGUUUUCACAACGACGACGACGACGACGACGACGACGACGACGACACAUGGAACAGCUUGCUCGUCGAAGAGAAUCUUCGAGCGGACGACGCGUGUCGGCUGCUGAAAGUGAAGCGGAACGUUUCCGGUAACGCUUGGUCGAUCGUCGAAGAGUGGCCGGAAUUGGGAAUUGAGCGUACUCUGGAAGAUCACGAAGACAUCGUGGCCGUGCACAGAGACGCGAGAACGUUCGCGUCUCGGUUCCGCAGCAAAUUUCUCUUUCGAACGGAUUAUCUCAAGUACGAAUUCUUCGUGGAUCCCAAGCAAUUCUUUCCCUCCGAUAUGAUCGCGUUUCCUCCAGCCGACAAUUCCAACGACAACGAGAACGGCGACAGCGCGAACAGCGGGGCAACGUUGAUCGACGAGGAGAGCGCCUUGAGAAACUAUCUGCUGCAAGAGAACGCGCCGUGCCCGCAGGUGUUGAGCCCGGCGUGGGUGCGGAACGGAUAUUUCGACGCGUGGAGGAAAAUGUACUUGUUGCUGCGAAACGAAAAGCUCUACGUGCUCAAGAAGAUGAACGAGUUAUCGACGAGGCGGUUUCAGAGGACCGAGCGGCUGACCACUUUCGCCCACUUGUCGGAUUUCGUGGUGUACAAGAUCGCGAACGCGAAGGGGCCCUUCCGCGCACCCUUCGAGUGGGGCCUGUGUCUGAAACCGUCCAACACCGGAGAAACCAAGAGCACCGUGGCCGGAGAAUCCUGCGUCAAGGUGGUCGCAUUUCAAACCGAAAGAUCCCGCGUUUGCUGGCUCACGGCCAUGAGACUCGCCAAGUACGGCAAGCAGCUCAGGGACAACUACAGAGCCUACAAGAACAAACAGUGCGAGCAAACCAGCGGGGAUAGCGCGAAGGAACGAUACUCUUCCUACAAUGUGUCCAACGAGUCGGUGCGGUCGCUCGUGGCCAUGGACUUUACGGGAAGCGUAGGAAGGAUCGUGGACGAUCCGAAGGAAGCAAAAGGUAUCGCGGAGAGCGAGGGAAUCGAUUGGAGGCGCACCUGGAGGCCGUUCUUGAGACCGCCGCCGGGCUGCGCGGUGGUCAGGCUGCACGGGCUCGACGACGGGAUCCACGUUUUGCAGCCAUGGUUCCACAGGGGACUCAAGAGGGACAUCGCGGCGGCGAUCGUCAGGGAUCACGGAUCCGUGGACGGCGUGUUCCUGGUUCGUGAAAGCAAGAGCAACUUGGGAGCGUACGUGUUGACCUACAAAUACAGCGACAAAGUGUUUCACGCGCAGAUACAGCCGGUUUUCGACGAGCGAUGCAACUGCUGGCUGUACACGCUCGACAAGGGGGUAACCAAGUUCUACGAUCUGCUGCAGUUGAUCGCGUUCUACCAGCUGAACGCGGGCUCGUUGCCCACGAGGCUGACGCACUACGUGCAGAACGUGGUCCCGGGGUCCCUGCCGAUCGCGGAGGAAGACGGGGCCUCGCCUUCGUCUCCCACGCCUCCAUCGCCUCGUUCGCCGCCUUCUCCGCCGUCGUCGCCGGCCUCGCCUUCGUCGCCGUCGCCCUCGCCGACGGAGACCGCUCCUCGGUUCGUCGCGACCGCGAGCGACCGACCGGAGAAAUUCGCGAGCCACGGGUCCAUCCGAGGAUAGGAUUUUGAGCGGCCCGAUAGCCUCGAACGGCCCUCCGGGGCCGACCCUUCGACGCGAUCGGGUUGCUGGAGUUUGUGCCUCUGCAGUUACAGCAAGUGGAGUCUGUGAGAAGAGGAGAGCCGCGGUUUGCAGGCUGCGACGCGCCGGGAGCGCGUGCACCCGAGGACGGCGAACCGACGACAGAUGCCGUCGUCGGAUGCUUUCGGUCGGUCGGAAACACGAAAGCGAUCGUCGUCGCCGUAUCACCGUAUCACCGUUUCAUCGUAUCACCGUUUCACCACUCGUUGCGCCAGAGUCGCUGACCGGACGCUCGCCGGUGGUGGCUCGCGGAACUUGCUCGAAAUCUGCGAAAUCUGCGAAAUCUGCAAAAUCUACGAAGUCUACAAAAUAGUCUACGAAAUCUACGAAAUCCGUGAAAUUGCCGAGAUCCGGCGACUUCUCCGUCUCCGGCGACCUUUUCCACAGCGACGAUUCGCUCUCUCUCUCUCUCUCUCUCUCUCUCGGGGACGCGACUCUCGCGCGUGCUUCACGGUUCGAAGAAUCGACUUUGAUAGCGGUUAAUCAAUCUCGAUUUUUGGUCCAUUGGCCGCGCGACGUCUAUGUCCGCCGCGCGUUCGUCAACGGGAAACGGAAAAGUCGUCGUCGAAGCGCCUAAAGCGCGCGUUCGCCAACAAGGUAAACGGACCGACGACCCCUAUCGUUUGCAAUUUACUUUUCCGCUUCGUCUUCUUCGGUCCGGUUCUCGGCUGUCGUUGUCGUUAUUAUUAUUACUAUUAUUAUUACGAUUACGAUUACUAUUACCAUUACCAUUACCAUUACCAUUACCAUUACCGUUACCGUCGUCGUCGUUGUUAUUAUUAUCAUUGUCGUCGACAUCGUACGGUACGACGUUUCCGCUCGAAGCAACGAUGAUAAUAACGAUGAUCAUGAUUAUGAUUACAAUUAUGGUUAUUAUUAUUAUUACUGUAAACCGAUUAUCGUAGAUACAAACCGUUACAAUGAUAUAUAUUUUGUACGAACAAUAACGGAAAGAGUUGUACCACGACGCGACUCCGUGCGGUACAAAGAUCGAGACACCGAGUUCGUGCUCGAUCCGACGCGACGUUCGAUAAAGAAAUAAUAAAGCGCGGACACGCUGUCAAGCACGCA
Molecule: messenger RNA, 4887 nt
Organism: Megalopta genalis
Lineage: Eukaryota; Metazoa; Arthropoda; Insecta; Hymenoptera; Halictidae
Source: RefSeq, a predicted model, not a curated record